Messenger RNA from Parastagonospora nodorum SN15, 1173 nucleotides. RefSeq lists its product as hypothetical. The transcript has 2 exons. The coding region runs from base 1 to 1173 and encodes 390 amino acids. NCBI's taxonomy places the organism in Eukaryota, Fungi, Ascomycota, Dothideomycetes, Pleosporales, Phaeosphaeriaceae. The record is from RefSeq and is a predicted model, not a curated record.
AUGGCUGAAGUACUAGGACCUCUCGGCACGACGACUUCUAUUUUGAGUUUGGUUUUUACGAUGAUCCCGACUAUCAUGAAAGCUCGCCAGAAUUAUGUAGAGUGUCUUGAUCAACUGAGACGCUACAAAAUUCGGGUCGAUAGUUGCGAGGCAAGAAGAGAGACGCUGAUGGAGAAAUGUCAAGGCUCCAGCCUCUCGGCGAGUAGCAACACUGAGGGUAUCAUGGAAGAUGUCGUGCAACUUCGCGAAAGAAUGACCAAGGAACUUCAAAGUUACGAUAUAACCCAGACAGAACUGGAAAAUUGGCAGCAACAGAGGACGAUUCCGGACAAAAUCAACCGGAAUAUCAUAGAAGAUUGGAUCACUGGGAUGGAAAAGUCAGUGGAGGCCCUCGAGAAGCUUUUCCAAUCCGAAUUGGAACUUCAGACUGCUGGGCAUCUCAAAACUCUCAGUCAAGACAAUGUCCUCAAUCUAGAGGGAGUCAAGCGAUUCGUGAAGUCUCUUUCCAGGCUGGCAACGACACUUUACAAGGGCACCGUGACCAGUUUCGAGACUGCAUCUGCUCACGACUGGGCACUAGAGCUAGCACCGUCGGUAGCACUAGCGGACGUCGAAGAAUGGAAUUUCGCACAAGUGACCCUUGCCUUAUCUUUUUCAGGGCCAAGGCUGCAGCAACGGAAACAGCAAUUCAAAAUCCGAGCUUGCUACCAAGUGGGUGAGAAUACGGAUUCAGUCACUCGAUGGCAAGCCGAACAAAUUGUGAAAAACAAUAUCAAGGGCGUGUCUGGGCCUCCCAUAGAAGGACUUCUCUGCGUCGUUCAGCAGGACCAUGGAAGAAGAACACGUCCACUUGGAGAACUCUUUGUAAAGAACCCGCAUCUCUUCCUGGAUGUGGCAUGGAGACCGGAUCGUGUGUCAUUGAUCCUGGGCAUCGUGAAAUGGGCUCUGCUUCUUUGGGAUACAGAGUGGAUGAAACACCUUUGCUCUUACGGUCUUCAUAUCGAGAAGAUCCCAACCGAGAGAGUCGCAACUAAGGAUCCGAUCACCGAGGGAACUAUCGUCGAUGCAUCACAUGAAUACGCACCGACUGAUGAUAAGGCUUUAGGAGAAGAUGCAAGAAGGAGGGAUGACGCAGCAAAGUUAAAAGGUUGGCCAGAGGCAGCUAUGUAUUAG